GUCCGCUCUCUGAGCUCCUCCCGGUGACUGACACCGCAAACGUUAGGACAGCUCAUAAAUGGCAUCUCCUACAGCGUUCGGCACCCUGUUGAAUUCCCAAACCCCAUUUGGAACCAGAUGAAGCUGAUGUUAGCAUCUCUCAGCUAUUUGGAGAAGCUAGCAUUUCAACAUUGAACAUGAUGCAGCUGGAAUGAAAUGUUAAGGAUGAGAGAGAUCCAAGGACUGUUUGGAAAGGGAGAAACAAAUGGCAUACAAAUACAGUCUUUUUCACCUCUAGCUGUGUUCAUAGCCAAGAACAUCAUGAGGCUGCAGCGUCUGGGGAUAACCCACGUCCUGAAUGCAGCAGAGGGGAAAUCAUUCAUGCAUGUGAACACUAAUGCAGAGUUCUAUGAAGGCACAGGCAUCAGAUACCAUGGCAUUAAAGCUAAUGACACACAGGAAUUUAACCUCAGUCGCUAUUUUGAGGAGGCAGCUGAUUUUAUUGAGAAGGCACUUGCCCAGAAGGAUGGACAGGUGUUCGUGCACUGCCGGGAGGGUUACAGCCGCUCCCCCACGCUGGUCAUCGCCUACCUCAUGCUCCGGCGGAACAUGGACGUCAGGACUGCCCUCUGCACGGUCCGGCAGAAGCGGGAGAUCGGCCCCAACGACGGCUUCCUGAGGCAGCUCUGCCAGCUCAACGAGCGGCUGGUGAAGGAGGGCAAGCUGAAGCCCUAAGAUGGGGAGAGAGCUGUAGUGCUUUUUUUUUUUAAGUUUCUCAGACCUUUAGAGGACAUUUUAGGUGCUUUAGAGAGCCCCCCCAAACCCCAACCACCAAGCUAAAGAGAGACAGGAUUCCUGCUCGUCCGGUGGAAGUGUCGUUCUUGAACUCUGGGACUGAGGUGGCGCGAAAUUGUGUCACCGUUUGGGAGCUGUUGCAAUAAAGAGGUGUUUUUAGAGGGAUAACUCCAGUGAUAACAGCUGUCUUCACGUGUAUGUCAGAGCCCCUGAAGACUCCAUAGCAUAUGUGGUUUGCAUUGACACUGAGUGUGAUUCAGUUAAGCUUUGUCUUGUGUCUCACCAGAGCACGAGUUUCUGAAAGCCCCGACACGUCUCUUCACUCACUCUUAAAACAAGCACUGUAAUUUCUAAAGCUUCUUUUUUCGUGCACAGAGGUGCCUGAUGUUUGAAUGUAGGAGCUGAAAGGAAUGGAGAAGUGUGUAUAUUUAUGCACAGAUGCACUGGUUUGUAAAAUGAAGUGUAUGCAGUGUUUAGUGUGGAUUUAUGCAAUACACAGUGUGUGAUAGUAAAGCCAUUCAGAGCCCAUUCUUGAUGCACACUGUAUUUCCAAGAACAGUUGUACCUCUUGCUGUUGUGAUUGACACAAAAUAGUGUGUUAUUAAAUGCCCUUUUAUUUUUGUUUUGAAGUCAUACUAGAAAAAAUGUCAACAGCAAAUGCUGAGGAAAAGACUUGAGCAAGGAAGAGAAAAUGUUUGUAUUUAGAAGUGCUUGUACUGGAUGUAUGAUAAAGUCCUAAGUAUCAGAAUGUGAUGGCUUUCAAAGUGUCUUUAUUCCUUAUUUACUAUCACUGUUUAUCAACAUAGAAUAGAAUGAGCACACAUACUUCCAGCAGGGCAGCACAGGUGUGCUUUCAAAGCAGUUUUCAGAAGUAUACUCGACUUCUUAGGUUGCUUGCAUGGCGUCAUUAAACAGAAAUGAGAAUUGUAACAUACCACACUGUAUAGGAAAUAUUUACUUUCUGUUAAAAUAAAUGAUGUCUGGAUUGUGUUUGGCAUACA
Messenger RNA from Manacus vitellinus (golden-collared manakin), 1775 nucleotides. It is a transcript of the gene DUSP3, whose product is annotated as dual specificity phosphatase 3. The transcript has 4 exons. Bases 196 to 714 code for a protein of 172 amino acids. Gene Ontology annotation, cellular component: cytoplasm. The record is from RefSeq and is a predicted model, not a curated record. Gene Ontology annotation, biological process: negative regulation of MAPK cascade; protein dephosphorylation. Gene Ontology annotation, molecular function: MAP kinase phosphatase activity; protein tyrosine/serine/threonine phosphatase activity. Lineage: Eukaryota; Metazoa; Chordata; Aves; Passeriformes; Pipridae.